Porites evermanni is the source of this 2868-nucleotide messenger RNA. Lineage: Eukaryota; Metazoa; Cnidaria; Anthozoa; Scleractinia; Poritidae. The record is from the annotation of a GenBank genome assembly.
GAUAUUGACGAGUGUGCUAGCGGUACUGAUGACUGUCACAGUUCACGUGCUUUAUGUACAAACACAGUGGGAUCCUUUAAUUGUUCAUGUAACAGUGCUUACAUUGGAGAUGGCAGAACUUGCAAUAUACCAUCAGGUAAUUAGGAAAAGAUAAUGAGGAUAAUAUAAUUAGGAAGAUUUUCAUUUACCAAACCCGUACACUAGUGAGUGAUUCACCUUGCGCUGACCUUGGCUGCUCGAAAGAGGUUUUACGUUUAAAAUCUAUUGGCCGGUUUAAAAGGAAAGCUUUUGAGACCUUCGACCACUGUUUGGUCACGGAGAAUACCCUUGUUUGUUAAUGAAGUCCUACAGGAAACAGCCUCGAGAGGGCACAGUAUUCGGCUCGACUUGUGGGCAAGUCUACUUUAAUGCGAUUUAUACGGUUACUUUAAGGGGAGCUGACUUUUUCAAGUUUGUUAACGAAUUUCCGAACAACAAUAACGAGGCGAAUAAUAAGAAUUACCUAUAAGAUUAGGAAAUACACGUGAAUAAGUUUCUGAGUCAGAAGUACACGAACAAUCAAAUAAUCGUUGUGUGUGUGUGUUUUUUUUUUUGUUUUUUUUCCUGUCUUUGUUCAUUUCCGUUUUGAUGGUAGUCUUAUGGAGUCUUUAGAGUUGUAUUCUUGAUUUCGGCUCCGUAAAAGACUCAGCAUAGUGCCCGCCAAACAAAUCUUGCGGUGCAAUAUUUUGAGCAACAGGGUAGGAUAACGAGGACCCUGCUUCGCGUAUUUUUGUCACUGGUCAAAUAACGGAUUCAACGAUCGACUUUUUGCUUCGUUAUGCAGUAUUUUGUUUUUCUUUGUUUGUUUUUACUCUUACGUAAAUUUUAGCUUCUUGCAAAAAAAUGGCUCAAAUGGCUAAUUAUUGUCUACGUCAUGAAGGCGAGCAAGACGGGAAUAGCUGACCCUUAGGCUGUAUCGGGCAUCCUUGCUCAAUGCGUUUAGAAACUACGUUCUCAUUAUAAGUGACCUUGUAUAAAUAUACUAUAGUGGUCAUGCAGAGUGCUUAUAAGAAAAGACUUUUCAGUUAACGGUCUUUUGACAAUAUAACUGGCACAGAAAAAAAUCUCAAAGUAGCAUAUCUUUGUACGCAAAAGGCUUAUAAUCAAUUGUUAGUUGCCAGAACGUUUUUGUAAAUGUUAGUAUUGAAUGAUUGAAUCAGCUUCAUGAUUACAAAAUUGAUAUCGUUACCUGUAAUUAUUAAGUAUGGUCAAUCCUGAAAUAUUCAAGCACUUUUUUAUAUAUGCUCGGACCUAUUUUCCCUGAGAAAUACUCGGCAAAGCUAAAGGCGGUACAUGCAUCCAUGUAUUCCUGUAUCAAAAUUUAACGUCGUAUGUAACAGAGAUAACUCAUCGGUUUACUAGCGCAAGUUAUAUUUAUGACGAUGCCUAACAUAUACUGCUGUUUUCUUCCCGUGUUCUUGUUGGUCAACAGUGAGGAUGUGGUUGGGGAAUUUAGAGCAUGAAAAGUUCCCCUCUUUUACCUCGAGCUUGCCCCGUGUAAGGGAAUGCGGAUUCCGGAAUCCAAUAAAUGUUUGCUGGUGGAAUCCUGAAUCUGGGAAAUUGCUUGUGGAAUCCGCAAUCCUAGGCUUUGGAAUCCGUAAUCCUUCUAAAGAUUUAAAUCCAGAACCCAAGUUCCAUUGACAAAGACUGGAAUCCAGUACCUGGAAUCCGGAAUUCACGGCGUGGAAUCCAGAAUCCAAGACUGUCUUGGAUUCCCUUACAUGGGGCGAUCGAGCUGAUGUACAACUAAACGAAACGUUGCUAGUGACUGAUGUUCUUUCUCCUCUUUUGUGUCAGAAUGUCAGAACUACGAGAUUCUCAACAGCAGAACCCGAAGGACCUCGUAUGACUGGUACAACUCUUAUUGUGAUAGCAGUCUUGGCCCCGGAUGGUUCCGUUUCCAGGGGUCUGCCGGCACCAGAAUGGCAACAUNAGAAAUACUCGGCAAAGCUAAAGGCGGUACAUGCAUCCAUGUAUUCCUGUAUCAAAAUUUAACGUCGUAUGUAACAGAGAUAACUCAUCGGUUUACUAGCGCAAGUUAUAUUUAUGACGAUGCCUAACAUAUACUGCUGUUUUCUUCCCGUGUUCUUGUUGGUCAACAGUGAGGAUGUGGUUGGGGAAUUUAGAGCAUGAAAAGUUCCCCUCUUUUACCUCGAGCUUGCCCCGUGUAAGGGAAUGCGGAUUCCGGAAUCCAAUAAAUGUUUGCUGGUGGAAUCCUGAAUCUGGGAAAUUGCUUGUGGAAUCCGCAAUCCUAGGCUUUGGAAUCCGUAAUCCUUCUAAAGAUUUAAAUCCAGAACCCAAGUUCCAUUGACAAAGACUGGAAUCCAGUACCUGGAAUCCGGAAUUCACGGCGUGGAAUCCAGAAUCCAAGACUGUCUUGGAUUCCCUUACAUGGGGCGAUCGAGCUGAUGUACAACUAAACGAAACGUUGCUAGUGACUGAUGUUCUUUCUCCUCUUUUGUGUCAGAAUGUCAGAACUACGAGAUUCUCAACAGCAGAACCCGAAGGACCUCGUAUGACUGGUACAACUCUUAUUGUGAUAGCAGUCUUGGCCCCGGAUGGUUCCGUUUCCAGGGGUCUGCCGGCACCAGAAUGGCAACAUCAUGUCCAUCUGCCUAUAGUUGUGGUGCCUCUCGUCCCGGCUGGCUAAGUGGAGGACACCCCACAGUAGCGGACGGUCAGGUCACCAGGACGGUGUAUUUCAGUAGUGGUUACUGCUAUUCUUACUCAACAAGCAUCAAAGUGAGAAAUUGUGGUUCAUAUUACGUGUACUAUCUUAGUGGUACACCUGGCGGUAGAUGCAAUCUCCGGUACUGUGGCACUUACUAG